AUGCCGACAUUUCUCCCGCUCCCAUCGACCCCUGUGCGGUUUGCGAACGAGCUGCCGCAACUCCUGGCGCGAAUUGAGGACCACGACGUGGACCGAGACAAAGCGCUGGCAUACGCCGACCAUGUUUUGUCGCUUCCACGCGACAAUAGAGAUUUUUUGCGAGUUGUGUAUGGGGUCGAUGGCUCAGCUGAGUGUCACUCUGACACGGAUGAUGUGUAUGGUGCAUUUGCAGUUUGUUUGGACAAACGAACAAAAGAGGGGGAAUUCUGUGGAGAAGCCCAGGGGUUCUUUGUGAAAAGGGCACCGUCCAUUGAGUGGUUAGAGCUGAUGGCGAUCACGGAAGCGGUACACCAGACUGUGCUGAGGUUACGACUAUCGACUUCCCACCGCCGUGGUGAACUCUACAUAUUCAGCGAUUGCACCAAUGUGCUGAAUUUUCUAAAGAGGGAGCCUAACAGCACGCUUCGCGAGAAAUUAAUCUUGACGUCAGUUUAUGACUAUCUGGUAGCACUAUCACAAGAGUUGCACCAAAGGGACAUCGGAUUGAUUAUCGCCUGGAUACCAGGACACAACCAUCACAUCACAUGUCAUGCGCAAAGCGACAAGAAAUCACGGAAUCUACGGAGGCAAUGUCAAAAGAGCCUGCAUGAGCUUCGCGAUCAGGCUGUGACAGCUCCAAAGCCAAUCGCGCACUUCGCACCAUCGAAACACAACUCCAUAUAUGGCCAAUCCUGCAUGCAAGAGAUACAGCAGCUGUCGAAAACUUCGAGAAUGCCUACCAUUAUCUAA
Podospora bellae-mahoneyi is the source of this 789-nucleotide messenger RNA. RefSeq lists its product as uncharacterized. Gene Ontology annotation, molecular function: nucleic acid binding. The transcript has a single exon. NCBI's taxonomy places the organism in Eukaryota, Fungi, Ascomycota, Sordariomycetes, Sordariales, Podosporaceae. Bases 1 to 789 code for a protein of 262 amino acids. The record is from RefSeq and is a predicted model, not a curated record.